UAAAAACUCUCCCUUUCCUUCUCUCUCUCUCUCUCUCUCUCUCUCUCCUAACGAAAAAUCCAAAAGGGAAUACCCUGUUCUUCGCAUCGCUCGCCCUACAACAAACUCUCUUUGCGGAUCUCACCCUUUGAUUUCCCCCCGUUUUCUCCUCCAUGUCUCCAAAUUUUAGAUUCGAUCGGUGAAUGAUUAGUUUUAUAAGGAUCAUUCACUGAAGAAAGCUCGUGGCAAUUUCAAGAAAUGGCUUCUAUGGGUGUUGUUUCUACCUCAAGUUUGAGAGAACCAGCUGGUCAUAAUGCUGCUGGUGUUGAUAGGUUACCCGAAGAGAUGAAUGACAUGAAAAUUAGAGAUGACAAGGAAGUGGAAGCAACUGUUGUCGAUGGCAAUGGGACAGAGACAGGCCAUAUUAUUGUGACAACAAUUGGUGGUCGAAAUGGCUACCCAAAGCAGACAAUCAGCUACAUGGCAGAACGUGCUGUCGGGCAUGGAUCAUUUGGAGUCGUGUUUCAGGCAAAGUGCUUAGAGACUGGGGAAACUGUGGCUAUAAAGAAGGUUCUCCAAGACAAAAGGUACAAGAACCGUGAGCUGCAAACUAUGCGGCUUCUUGAUCAUCCAAAUGUUGUCGCGUUAAAGCAUUGCUUCUUCUCAACCACCGAAAAGGAUGAACUGUAUCUCAACCUUGUUCUUGAGUAUGUCCCGGAAACAGUUCAUAGGGUGAUAAAGCACUACAACAAGUUGAAUCAAAGGAUGCCACUGAUCUAUGUAAAACUUUACAUGUACCAGAUCUUCAGAGCAUUGUCAUAUAUCCACCGCUGUAUUGGGGUGUGCCACCGGGACAUUAAACCUCAAAACCUUUUGGUGAACCCACAUACUCACCAGGUUAAACUAUGUGAUUUUGGGAGUGCAAAAGUCCUGGUGAAAGGGGAGCCAAAUAUAUCCUACAUCUGUUCAAGAUACUACAGAGCUCCUGAGCUUAUUUUUGGAGCUACAGAGUAUACUUCAGCAAUUGAUAUAUGGUCUGCAGGUUGUGUUCUUGCUGAGCUAUUGCUUGGUCAGGUAGUUGAUUGCGUCUGUUUGCGAUUUUGA
Messenger RNA from Cucurbita pepo subsp. pepo (vegetable marrow), 1083 nucleotides. Lineage: Eukaryota; Viridiplantae; Streptophyta; Magnoliopsida; Cucurbitales; Cucurbitaceae. The record is from RefSeq and is a predicted model, not a curated record.